AUGGUGGAGAUCAUGGUCACACCUCCACUGUCUGUGACACAGGAGGAGGAGGUGGAGGAGGAGGAGGAUGUUGGUGGUGUUAAGACUUUGCAUGAGAACGAGGAGGAGGAGGAGGAGGAGAAGGAGGAGACGAAGGAGAAGGUGAAUAAGGAAGACAGGCAGUGUAUGAAAAGCAGUGCCUGCGGUGGUGCACAUCUCUGCUUGCUAGCUGAAAUGCGUGCGCCAGAUGUUGCGAUGGUAGGAUCGGUGUGUGUGUGGGUUGUGCAUUUGGAAGUAAAUAAGAAGAUGAAAAUGGAAUGA
Molecule: messenger RNA, 300 nt
Organism: Hydatigera taeniaeformis
Lineage: Eukaryota; Metazoa; Platyhelminthes; Cestoda; Cyclophyllidea; Taeniidae
Source: the annotation of a GenBank genome assembly